Molecule: messenger RNA, 2100 nt
Organism: Vigna radiata var. radiata (mung bean)
Lineage: Eukaryota; Viridiplantae; Streptophyta; Magnoliopsida; Fabales; Fabaceae
Exons: 4
Coding region: 639-1589 (316 amino acids)
Source: RefSeq, a predicted model, not a curated record
AAAAAAAGAAAGAAAAAAAAAUAGAAAAGAAAAGGACGGUGCCCUAGAUUGAAAAGCCGCCACACAUGUUUUUAUGAGGACUUAGCUGGAACAUUUGGAGGGGCGGCAUUUUUCUUUGCUGGGAGAUUUUUUAUUGGCUUAGAACGUUUUUGGAAAAAAUGGGAGGUGCUUGGAGGAAGUUUUAUAAACAUGUUCAGCAACUUUCCAGCAGCUGCAUGACCCAAAUUGAAAAGCACCUCACGGCCUUGUAAAAAGCACAUGGCCCAGGAAGCAGCACGCUGGCAGCAGGGCAACACAACUUAAUGUCCAACACAUUUUCAGGCAACAUCUUCCAAUUAAAAGUGGAAGGCCCAGGAGAAUGUUGAUAAGCUGAUCCACAUCAUAAAACGCACACAACCCUAGGGGAACAUAGUCCCUGCAGCCGCCACCUAGAAAAGGGAACACAGAUUAUUCCUUGAAAAAAAAAAAGAAGCGGCCACACUCACAAACUUAGAGAUGGAGGGAUGCGGCUGAAGCAUUGCAUUCAAUAGCUCUUCCAUUUUCAUUUUGGGAAUUGAGACGUCUUGCAAAAGUUUUAUGGUUUUGCAGGUGAAUGCCCACAUAGACAUUUGGAGGACUUCUACAUAUUAUGCUCAUUAAUGAAACCUCCUGAUGUCCCGGAUGAAGACAUGUUCUUAAGGGCAUUUCCGCAUUCAUUACAAGAAGCAGCAUGGGGUUGGCUGUAUUGUCUUCCUCCACGAUCCGUCACCAGUUGGGAAGAUCUUACGCAUCAGUUUCUAGACAAAUUCUCCCCUGUGCGGUAUGGUUAUAUCGAUGAUCCUGGGAGGAAUGAUCCUAACUUGGGAUGGUAUGGUACUUUACAGCAUCAAUAUCAUGAACCAUCACUCCAGACUCCUUGUAUGCCUCCACCUAUUCAGGAACCACAACAACUGCAGUUUCAUGAGCCUACCCAUUCUUUAUCAGCUGUUGGUAGGAAAUGGGGAAGCAAACUUGAUUCUCUUGAGAGUUUGGUGACACAGCUGACAUCCAACCAGAGACCAACACCUUCAUCUGCAUCUGUUGCACGGUUGUGUGCUAUAUGUCCUUCCAGCAACCACUCUACGGAUGCCUGUCCUUCUUUGGACCACCCUGUUACUCAUGAUGAGCCUCAAGCUUAUGCUACCAACAUGUACAAGAACAGGCAACCACAACAUAAAAAUCAGAGGAAACAACAACAGCAAAAGGCACCUGCCAAAUCUUCUACUUCUACUUCUUCUGAGCCUACAUUGAAUGAUUUGUGGAGGCAGAUGGUCGUGCAGUGCACCGAGGAACAGUCUCAAUUUUUAGAGGGAUCACCAUUGCAGACUGUUCCAAUUCUUGAUGAUGUCAGUGUCAUCCAUGUAGGAGAUGGGGAGCAGAGCCACAAGCUUACUACUGCGCCAUCUACUUCCCCACACUCCUAUGCCUCCCCUCUUGCACUUGAGGAUGCAGUUGCUCAUUCUGCUAUUACGGGUGAUAUGAUUCAUGAAUCAACACAGUUGAAAUGGCGUCCGGUAACCCAAAGUGGCAGGUUCGAAUGUUUGUCGAUUCAUAUGUCAUUAUUGAAAUGAAUGGGUUACUGAGAAAAGUGCAUGUGGAACGACUUGAAUUGAAGACUUGCUUCGUUGACGAAUGAGUUAUUUGAAAUUUGUCAAAUUCCAAUUUUGAAUGAAGAUGUGUUCCAUGAAGAAGGUUUUGGUGGAGGUGAUGAAGAAGGUGUGGGUAGAAGUGCCGAGGAUGUGUUGAACGAAGGUGUUCCUAGAGCUGCAGAAGAUGUGUUGAAUGAAGAAGUUGUUGGUGGAGGUGAUGGAGAAGCUUUGGGUGAAGGUGGUGAAGAAGUGUUGAAUGAAGAAGGUGUUGUUGGAGGUGAUGAAGAAGCUCUGUGUGGAGCUGCUGAAGAAGUUGGUGAAGGAGUUGUCUUGGAUGAAGAAACCGGAAAGGAAAUUCAUAUGUUUGUUCAAAUUGAUGAUGAUGGUUGUAGGAUAGUUGUCCUGUGUUCAAAUGUAGGAUAGUUGUCCUGUGUUCAAAUGUAGUGAACAGAUCGUACAAAUUGUUUAUGAAGACUGUGUAUUUUUAAUAUUU